Oryza sativa Japonica Group (Japanese rice) is the source of this 3267-nucleotide messenger RNA. RefSeq names its product glucan endo-1,3-beta-glucosidase 14. The record is from RefSeq and is a predicted model, not a curated record. Gene Ontology annotation, cellular component: plasma membrane. Gene Ontology annotation, biological process: carbohydrate metabolic process. Gene Ontology annotation, molecular function: hydrolase activity, hydrolyzing O-glycosyl compounds. Lineage: Eukaryota; Viridiplantae; Streptophyta; Magnoliopsida; Poales; Poaceae.
GGAGCACAGCGCCUCUGCUUCCGUUUCAGUCACUCCCCGAUCCAUCCAAAUUCCAAGACAAGCUCCUCGUGCUUUCCUGCCUUGCCGCUGCGUCGCUCUCGCUCUCCACGGCACGCGCACGCAACGCGCGACGCGGUCCGGCGCUAGCUGAGCUGUGACUAGCCGAGCAAACACCCGCGGCUCGCCACCCCGACGGUUACCGCCGCGCGCCACCCCCCACCCGCACUGCAUAAAAACGCCCCACCUCCGCCGAAUCGCCGAUCCGCGCGCUGCUACCACCACAAACAUUCUACCGCGGGACACACACUCGUCUUUACCACACAACACGAGCACGCGCGCGAGAGAGAAAGGGGGAGAUAAGAGCAGUUUGACUUCGAGCUUCAACCACAGCCGAGUGAUCCAUGGCGGCAGGGGAGCAACCGGGAACUGGGUCGCCGCCGCAGCCGUCGACCCGCCUCUUCCUCCUCGUCCUCGCAGUCAUCCUCACAGAUCAAGUGCUAGCGGCAUCAGCUCAAGGCAUGUCAAUCGGGAUCAACUACGGGCAGAUCGCGGACAACCUCCCUUCUCCGACCAGGGUCUCGGGUCUCCUCCGGUCAAUGCAGAUCAGCAAGGUGAAGCUCUACGACGCCGACCAGAACGUCCUGAGCGCGUUCCUCGACACGGGCGUGGAGUUCGUCGUCGGCAUCGGCAACGAGAACGUGUCGGCGAUGGUGGACCCGGCGGCGGCGCAGGCGUGGGUGCAGCAGCACGUCCGCCCCUACCUCCCGAGCGCGCGCAUCACCUGCAUCACCGUCGGGAACGAGGUGUUCAAGGGCAACGACACCGCGCUCAAGGCCAACCUCCUGCCGGCGAUGCAGUCCGUGUACAACGCCGUCGUCGCGCUCGGGCUGCAGGGCCAGGUGAACGUCACGACGGCGCACUCCCUGGACAUCAUGGGCAGCUCCUACCCUCCCUCCGCCGGCGCGUUCCGGCCCGACGCCGUGCCGUACAUCCAGCCGCUGCUCAACUUCCUGUCCAUGGCGGGGUCCCCGUUCCUGAUCAACUGCUACCCGUACUUCGCCUACAAGGCCGACCCGGGCAGCGUGCCGCUGGAGUACGUCCUCUUCCAGCCCAACGCCGGCGUGACCGACCCAAACACGAAGCUCAACUACGACAACAUGCUGUACGCCCAGAUCGACUCAGUGUACGCCGCGAUGCAGGCGCUGGGCCACACCGACGUCGACGUGAAGAUCUCCGAGACCGGGUGGCCGUCCAGGGGCGACCCCGACGAGGCCGGCGCGACGCCGGAGUACGCCGGGAUCUACAUCGGCAACCUCCUGCGGAGGAUCGAGAUGAAGCAGGGGACGCCGCUGAGGCCGUCGUCGCCCAUCGACGUCUACGUCUUUGCGCUGUUCAACGAGAACCUCAAGCCGGGGCCGGCAUCCGAGCGGAACUACGGGCUGUUCUACCCCGACGGCACGCCGGUCUACGACGUCGGCCUGCGCGGGUAUCUCCCGCCGAUGGACGAAUCGAAAAGCGCGCGAAAGGCGGUUUCAGUGUUAGCUCUCAUCGCCAUUGCAUCGAUCACUCUCAUCUUAUCCUGAGAGUAUAUACUUUUGUCCAGUUCAGUAAAGUAGAGUAAAGGUGCAGCAUCUCUUGCUGCUGAAGAUUCCCAUAGAAGAAAGCAAGGGAUGCUUCGGGAGCACAAGAUCAUUCAGAUUUCAGAACGAUAGGAUCGCCCAUGCAUUUAGUGUGUCUUUUUAUUUUUAUUUGAUACUAGCAUUUAGGGGCUAAAUUUGGCACAGAUAGUGAUGUAGAAGUAGAAACUAACGAAAGCUUCGAGAUGAUACAAGUCCAGAUCUGUAAUAUACGACCUUGGUUUGAUACAAUUCUUGUUGAUUAAUUUCUUAUUGAUACAUUUUGAUUUGUUUAUGCAAACUGUAUAUUGUAUAUAUCAGUGGGACAAUCAUCGGUACAUAAGUUCAGAGAGAUAUUUGUAGUAUUGUACAUAUUAUGUGGCCCUUUUCGAUGUGUAAUAAUUUUGAUCUGAGAGUUUCAGGGCGUAGUACUCGUGCAGACAGGUGUGUAUAAUACAGUAGUACAUGUGUGAUUAUAAAAGUUGCAAAAUUGUAACCUAAUUAAUACCCCCCCUAUGUUUCAACAUUUUUACUUAUUAUCCCACACAUAUCAAUAAGAAACCAAUGAAUACACCCAUAUUCUUCAUUUUUACCUACUUACUUUUACAAACAUCGAUACAAUGACUGCUAAAAAUGAACUUAUUUACUUACUAUUAUUCUUCAUUUUAUCUACUUACAAUUUAUUUAUGUUGUACUUUUACAAACUCCGAUACGAUGACUGCUAAAAAUCAACUUAUUUACUUACUUUGGUAUAUACGAAAAGGACGAAAAAUGGACUUAUUCCCGGACAGCAGGAGUAGUUAGGUCUCAAAGGAUUGGCAAAGUACUUUUUUUUUUUUUUGGAGAACUCAACUUCCUAAGGAUUUUUUUUCCCUAUAGAGCCCUUAAUUUGAUUAAUAGGAAGAUGAUAAGAAAUUUUCUAUAGGAUUGUAUCCCUAUAGUCAAUUUCAUAGGAAACCUCUUAGGGAACUUUCAUUUGGAUUAUUUUCCUCCAGUGCAAUCAAAGGAUUUUCUUUCUGUUUUACAUGUUUUCAAUAAUUGGAUGAACAUAUUACUUUAGUUUCUGUGUUUUUCUUAUAUCUAUGUUUUUACUGUACUGUGUUUUAAAGGGUCCUGGUGUCGAAAAUGACCGAGUAUAGAUGCAGUUGUAGCCAUCUAGCGGAAGAACCCACCUGACAAGCUCGUAAUUAAUUAAUUACUAGUAAACGUGCACGUGAAAUCCACGUGACAUAAUAUUUGAUGAAUAAAUAAUAUGCAAGGAAAAUAUGGCGUUGUCAUUGAUCAAUGUACGUGCAUGCAAUCUCUUGAAUGGGCAGAGCAUGCUAGCCCAGAAGCAAAUCAACUUGAAAUUCACAAUCGCCACCAUCUAGCUAAAAAAUCUGAAAUCUUAGCCUACUACUACAGUUUGAGACAAAAUGAGGCACUUCUUUUAUUCAGUUUGACACGUUGCAGUAUUUACACCUAUAAAUAAAUCCAAAUAAACCCUAAAAAUCCUUAGGAAACAUCAAUAACCGAGCCUCUCAAAUGGAAAUUUAUCAGAUCUUCUCAUGGUAGCCUCUGCUAUUGUGUUCUCCCUGUGCAAAAUAGAGCCCAGGUUUGCAGAAGCUUACUGCCCCCGCGUCAACUUAGCUGAGCUGCAAACCUUCUUCAU